Messenger RNA from Panicum virgatum (switchgrass), 722 nucleotides. Its product is annotated as putative lipid-binding protein AIR1. NCBI's taxonomy places the organism in Eukaryota, Viridiplantae, Streptophyta, Magnoliopsida, Poales, Poaceae. The record is from RefSeq and is a predicted model, not a curated record. The coding region runs from base 85 to 462 and encodes 125 amino acids. The transcript has a single exon.
GCCCCAAGUGAACGCUAUAAAAGAGUAGGAAACGCGCGUAGCCUGUCACCACGUAAUAACGUUUGAAGCUUGAGCAAAGAAACAAUGGCCACCCGCCAAGCCACCGCGGCCGCCACCCUCGCGUUCCUCCUCGUCGCCACGGCCACCGUCUCCGCCGCGGCGGCGUCGCCGGCGUCGCGCAAGGUGCUGCAUUGGAAGGACUACCUGGGGUGCCCGCGGGACGCCGUCAAGUUCGGGGCCUGCGUCGCCGCGCUCGGCGCCGCGGGCCUGCAGGCCGGCGCGCAGCUCGGGACCAAGUGCUGCGACGUCGUGCAAGGGCUCGCCGCCGCCGAGGCCGCCGCCUGCUUCUGCACCACCAUCAAGGAGACCGUGCUCGGCAUCCCCACGGAGUGGACCGUCGGCGUCGGGGCCCUGGCCAGCGCCUGCAAGACGGAGCUGCCCGACGGCUUCAAGUGUGUCUGACGACGAUGGUCACGUCUCACUAGCUAGUGCAUGCACACACAUCCUCUAUUCCUCACUGUGGGCUAUGGAUAGCUCUUGGUGUUGAUGUGAAACCUAUUGGCUUGCUUUCUUGUUCAAAGUAACAUUGCAUUGCAUCACCGUCCUUUAUUGCCCUAUGCUGGUUAAUUUUGUCAAAUUUGUAGCCGUAAAUUUGUUUGUUCUGCGUGACAUGAAGAGUCGCUUGCUUUAAAAUACAUGUGAUUUGAAUCAAUUUGGGGAUC